AUGGCGCCCCCGAAUAUCCUCAUUGUUGGUUGCGGCAUCGCAGGCCCGACACUGGCGUCGUUUCUGCUGCUGGCUGAUAUCCCCGCCGCCCAGAAGCCUCACAUCACCAUCCUGGAGCGCGAGUCCACGCGCAGCGCUCAUUUGCGCGGCCAGAACAUUGACAUCCGCGGUGCGGGUGUGACCAUCAUCCGUAAGCUCGGUCUCGAGGCACAAAUCCGGGCUUCCACCACCGGAGAAGAAGGCGUCCAGCUCGUUGAUGAGCAUAAUCGCGUCUGGUCGCAGAACCGCGUCGAUAAGACCGGCAAGAUCCAGAUGCCAACGAGCGACAUUGAGAUCCUCAGAGGUCGGCUGGCUGAGCUGUGCUGGAAGAACAGCCAGCGGGUCAGCGCUGAAGCUGAGCGCGAAGGCGCCAAGGGCAUCGAGUACAUAUUUGGCGAUUAUCUCGACGAAAUCAAGCAGGAUGCCAACCAGGUGCAUGUGCACUUCGCCAAGAGCGGAGAGACAAGAAGCUUUGACCUCCUGGUCGGAGCCGAUGGUAUGCAGAGCCGGACACGGAAGAUGGUCUGGGGCGAAGAAGGCGAGAAGGACCGAUUGAAGCGGAUAGGAAUGUUUGCUGGCUUCUUCAGCAUCCCACGCGAGGAACAGGACGGCAAGUGGAGACGGUGGUUCCAUGCCCCUGGCCGGCGCGGCGUCAUGUUGCGACCAGACAGCCUCGGCGUCAGGUCCACUAUCUUCAUGUACGUGGUGAAUGAGAAAGACCCCAGAUUUGUCGAGGUCGCGACGAAGGGGAAUGGCGGCGUCGAAGCCCAGAAGGCCCUCCUGGACGAAUACUUCAAGGACGCUGGGUGGGAGUGCGACAGAAUUAUCCGGGAGAUGAAAGCAACCGACGAUUUCUACUACGACGCUGUCUCGCAGGUGAAGAUGGACAGCUGGACGAAAGGAAGGGUGGUGCUCCUGGGUGACGCAGGUUAUUGUGCGUCUCCCAUCUCGGGCCUGGGCACGACCUUGGCCUUCAGCGCAGCAUACAAGCUGGCAGGUUACCUCCAGCCGUACAUCAAAGGAGAAAGCGCGGACCCGUCAGCUGCGCUUGCGCAGUACAAUAAGGAAAUGCGACCUAUUAUCGAGGAUGGGCAGGAGCUAGCCCCCGGCCAGCCGUAUAUUAUAAACCCAGAGACCGCCUGGGGUGUCUGGGUGAUGCGAGUCCUCAUCCGGUCACUAUCAUAUACCAGGAUUAUCUUCAUUGUCGUCAAGUUCUUUGGAAAGAUUCUCCAUUUGGGACCUCAAGCAGCGGAUUACGUCCGAGUUGAGGACUUUGGCUUUAGGGAGAUGUCAGUAUGGAAGGAAGAGGCUAUUGAUAAGCAGAGUUAA
Molecule: messenger RNA, 1368 nt
Organism: Penicillium canariense
Lineage: Eukaryota; Fungi; Ascomycota; Eurotiomycetes; Eurotiales; Aspergillaceae
Product: putative FAD-binding monooxygenase
Exons: 2
Coding region: 1-1368 (455 amino acids)
Molecular function (GO): FAD binding
Source: RefSeq, a predicted model, not a curated record